GUGCUCGUCAUCUCGCACUCAGGGAAGGGAAAAUAGGAAAACUGUCGGGAAGGAAGAGCAGUGAACACGCCGAGGAACAUACAUAUUAUGUAUUCUAGAUUGGUCCUAAAAGAGUACACAGUCAAGGGGGGCUAUAAGCUAGUCACUUUCAGCGUUAGUUUACCCAUGUGUGUGUAAUCUAGGUAAAGUUAUUCGCUGAAUAGGGGAAAUUCGACUUCACUACUCGGACGUGCAGUGGGCUAAGAACGCCCAGAACAGCAGCAGUUGGAAAUCUGAGUCUGUUUCGAUAGGCCUGGAUCCCUGUUCAAACAACGUCUGGGGACUUGCAUGAAAACAACAAAAGAACCACCCGAAAUUGUGUGAAUGGAGCAGUGUGAGAGUGCAGCCUCUCUCCUGGCCUCCGUGAGGGAGCAGGAGCGUCAGUUUGAGCGUCUGACUCGCGCUCUGGAGGAGGAGAGGAGGUGCGGAGGCACCCUCCCACGCCCUCCCCCCAAUCUACAGAAUGGGCGUGUUUCUUGUGAUGCGGACAUAGAGAGGCUCACACUGAACGAGGGAUACGUCAACGGGACACAUUACAGGAUGGAGCCUGGUCAAGUCGUCCAGGAGACGGUUACCGUGGAGGAGGACCCGCACGAGGUGCCCCCCCUCAUCUCUGUGGAAACCAGCGAAGAUGGCACCACGCGCCGCACAGAAACUACGGUAAAGAAGGUAGUGAAGACUACCAUGACUCGUACAGUCAUCCCCUCUGUGUCUGACAACCUCUCCCUGGAUGGAGGGGGGUCUAUGACAGGUGUAGGGGGUUACACCACCCCCAUGGAGCGAGUCUACAGACAGCCAGGUCCUCCCAUGGACUACCCCACCAACACCGUGCCCCGAAACUACCACUACGGACCCCCGGGAGGGUACGAGGACUACCGCCAGGGCCCUCCCUCCAUAGGGGAGACCUACGCCAGCCUGAGCAGGGGAGCACGCAUGGACGACCGCUACAGGCCAGCUGAUGGGUACCGGACCCUGGACUCAGGAUACAGAGCCAUCAGCAGGAACCAGCUGGACCCAUACGCAGCACAGCCACAGGUGGGUCGUAUGGGCAGUGCGUUGGAGCUGUCUGGGAUGCCGAGGUUUGUCCCAGAGCCGUACGGUCUGGAGGAUGACCAGAGGAGUCUGGGAUAUGACGAGGCAGACUACGGCAUGGGACCGGCCAUCCACUACGGAACAGUUCCACGCAACCAACAAGCCUUCAACCACGGACCGCCCCGCAGGACAGGGAGCUAUGAAGGGACUCUGGACGGAGACAUGAGUGGAGCAGGGGACAUGUACUACUGGGGAGGUGCACCCCUGGCCCAGGGAGAGAGGGGUAGCAUGGCCUCCUUGGACAGCACCCUGAGGAAAGGCCCUGCCACUUCCUGGAGACAGCCUGAGCUGCCGGAGGUCAUCGCCAUGCUCAACUACAGACUGGACCCCGUCAAGAGCAACGCUGCCGCAUACCUGCAGCACCUCACCUUUAAGAACGACAAGGUGAAGACAGAUGUCCGUCGUAUGAAAGGUAUCCCAUCCCUGGUGUCCAUGUUAGACAACCCUAAGAAGGAGGUCCACCACGCCGCCUGCGGAGCGCUCAAAAACAUCUCUUACGGACGAGACUCUGACAAUAAGAUCGCCAUCAAGAACUGUGAUGGAGUACCGGCCCUGGUCAGACUGCUGAGGAAGACCAGAGACCAGGACCUGACCGAUACUAUCACAGGCACGCUGUGGAACUUGUCGUCUCACGACUCAGUGAAGAUGGAGAUCGUUGACCACGCUCUGCACGCCCUCUCAGACGAGGUGAUGGUAGCUCACUCGGGCUGGGAGAGAGGGAACGAGGCAGGAGGAGAGGAGAACCUCAAACCACGACACCUGGAGUGGGAGACGUCUCUCACCAACACAGCUGGCUGCCUGAGGAACGUGAGCUCUGAGCGCAGUGAGGCCAGGAGGAAGCUGAGAGAGUGCACAGGAUUGGUCGACUCGCUCAUGUACAUUGUCCAAUCACAGAUCAACCUGAAAGACGUGGACAACAAGCUGAUAGAGAACAGUAUGUGUCUGCUGAGGAAUCUGUCCUAUCAGGUUCACCGGGAGGUGCCGGGCGCUGAGCGCUACCAGGAAGCCAUGUCCCUCAACCAGGGCCCCGCCCCCUCCACUGGAAAGACCAACCGCUUCAGCUCCCGCAGGGGCAAAGAUGACUGGUGUUCUAAAGGGAGAAAUGAAGACGGAGCAGAUAUGAUUGACAUUCCAAAGAGGACUACACCUGCCAAAGGUUAUGAGUUGUUGUUCCAGCCAGAGGUGGUGCGUGUCUACACCUCUCUGCUGAAGGAGAGUAAGAACCCCACCGUGCUGGAAGCCUCCGCCGGAGCCGUGCAGAACCUGUGUGCCGGACGCUGGACCUAUGGGCGGUAUAUCCGUGCAUUGUUGCGUCAGGAGAAGGGUCUUCCCAUGAUGACAGAGCUGUUGGCCCAUGGCAACGACCGGGUGGUCAGGGCCAUGUCUGGAGCUCUGCGGAACCUGGCUAUCGACGCCCGCAACAGAGACCUGCUCGGUAAACAUGCAGUUCCCCACCUGGUAUCCAACCUGCCUGGUGGGGGUCAGAGCCAGCCUGUGAGGGCUCUGUCAGAGGAGACGGUGGUGUCUGUACUGAGCACCCUUCAUGAGGUUCUGGGCUCCAGCCUGGACGCUGCCAAGAUCCUCAGAGCCUCGCAGGGCAUCGAGAGACUGGUGCUCAUCAAUAAGGACGGGAACCGGUCAGAGCGAGAGGUGCGUGGUGCCGGCCUGAUACUCCAGUUAGUUUGGGGCUAUAAGGAGUUGAGGAAGACCCUGGAGAAGGAUGGCUGGAAGAAGACAGACUUCAUGGUGAACCUCAACCCGCCCAACAGCACCCAGCCCCGGGUCAACGGAGGAUAUGAAGACAGUACGCUGCCGCUCAUAGACAGGGGAGGAGGAGACAAGAGCGACAUGAUUCCACUAAAUGAUAUGGGACCAGAUGCCUACUCCACACUGGACCAGAGGGGGAGGAAGAACACUCUGGACAGAACACUGGAGCCUGCUGACAAAGACACAGCACAGGGAGGGCUGUAUGAGGAGAGGCGGGACUCUGUUCCUCUCAUGGACUCUUAUGACGGUUAGGCCACACCCCCCCACACACUGCAUGUGAGCGCAUGAGAAACUGAUAGUGUGCAUCACUAGAAGAGAGCAGCCUCUACCGGCCUACUGCCCCUGCUGAACCUCUGGACACUCACUGAGGGACCACUGACUCCACUAGAACUGGACUCUCUCCUUCUGUGUCUUUUUCUCUUUCCUUUCUCUCUUUUUCCUCUCUCCUCUCAAUUUCUAAAUCUUCUUUCCCUCUUAUCUCUCUCGGGGUCUGUGACAUAAGCCACUUGCAUGACCUUCAGCCUUCCUCACCUCCCUAGCUCUCCCUCAUUCCUCUAUUUAGACUGUGACUUUUAGCCACUAAAGGAACACUAUGGACUCCUGACAUCCCUCUUCUACCUGUCGACACUACUAUGACAUAAGACCACUUCUAAUUUAGUAACUCCUCCCACCACAGUGACACACUAACCCCCAACACUACACUAACUCCUCCCACCACAGUGACACACUAACCCCCAACACUACACUAACUCCUCCCACCACAAUAGGGACAGUUGUGACUUCAUCUGGGAACUGGGAACGUUCACCACCACAGUAACAAAGCUAAUCAAAAGGGAACUGUUGGAAUGGGAUUCAAACUGUAACUGAACUUAAACUGACAAACCCCUUUUUUUACUGGAAUGGUUAAAACUGCGUUUCUACAAGUGAUUGUGAAGAUUUCCAGUCAAGGUUUUUUUUCCUUCUUGUGAUAACUAAUUACCACUAAACUUCUGUUUCCCAACAAAGAAUCAAUGUUUGUUGAUCUACCGCCGGUGUUGCUUUGGUCUUUGUUGGAGGUGUGAUUGCUGAGUUGUGGUUCUGACUAGUGAUGAACACGUGCCAAACUACACACCACUAUUGCAGUAACUUUCUACUACAGAGUAUUUCUGAACACUACUUCUCUUCUCAGAGCCAUCUGUUGUGAUGUUCUAGUGUACAUGACAUCAUUGGGUGAUGUCAGACAGGCACUGGUGUGCCAUUGGGCAGUGUUGUGGGAAAGUAAGUAGCUUGACGACCACUUUAAAAUUUUACACAUGGGUCUUGCGUCACAGAACAUUCUUGAUCGUCUGUUCUGCAGAUUAUAUUUCUAUGAUUUUCACCCAUGUAUAAUAGACCAGUGAACCGUUUCGGCUCUAUUCAAUACAUUUCUAUCUGUGUGGCUCUUUAGCGUCAUUGUUAUACCCCCUUUCUCAACUCGCUCUGGUUCUAAUGGUUCUCCUGAAGCUAUGGGAGAAACCACAGAUUUGAUUGUUGAUCCAGUGACUGCAUUUCUUUCAAUCUGCAAAUCUCUAUAUAUAUGAAUGUGUAAAUAUGUGAUCGCCUUCAACUACGUCUGUGUGGCUCAUGGCUAACUGGAGUGCCUCGUUCGUUGGUGUUUUUAAGGUGGGAUGGGGGUUUUCCCUGGGGGUAUCAUUCACUAGCAGCAACAUUCCAGAACAUUGAAUCCAAAUGGAAUGUAUAGAACAUUUUUUUUUGUGUGUGUUCCGCAUAAUAACACAAUGGAAUGUAUAGAGUUGAUAUGAUUGAUGCUCUGCAUAUGGAACAGAGAACCAUUCUAGUGCCAUUACGUUCCACGUCAAACUGGAGGGUUCCAGCCUACUGAACCUACGCCUGGGUGUCCAUCUACCCUGCUGGACUGGCUGGUGUCCAUGGAGACCACAGAACACUAAGAGGGGAGAGGACACAUUUAGCUGGUUGUUUCCCUCCAGACUGAGUUCCUUUAGUACCGUAGACAACAUUAUUAUUCUCAGUGCAGAGUAAGAUGUAGAUAUUUUCUCAGUAGAUUAAAGCACUAGGGGUAAAAGCGUUUAUUGGUUCCUUUGAUUAUUUUCAUGCCAAUCCAACACUACAAAUGGUCAGUCUCAGAAAAAUGUAAAUGAGUUGCCUUGUAACCAGAUAUAGUCCUAGAAUGAGAUGAUCUAGAACUGAUACAGGAAAUGAUGUGGGAGUGGAAUCCAAUGGGAAAGUGGGACUAAAGAGGGGCGGAGCAUAAAAGUAAAUUAGCAAGAUUUGUAUAAGUGCAAAGACCUGAUUUUGAUUCUAGUUGCUAUUUAAAAAAUAAAUAAAAUAAAAAGCAAAUUUAACUAUAUAUAGAAGAUAAAUAUUUGUUAAUUUGACUGGUUUUAUGUAUUGUUUUUAUAUUUUAUGAUUUGGGUUUAUUCGUCUUGCAAGGUAUUGUGGGUGAACGCAUAUGCAAUCAGGUUUAUUUUUGAAUUGAGAAACAGUUAUGGUUUAUAUAUUUUAAUUAAAGAGAAAACAAGCAAAACACAAUGUAAAAUCAAUUGUACAUUCCAAAUGGUCCCCUAUUCCCAAUAUAGUACACUACUAAAUGGCCUGAUAUGGCUCUGGGUGAAAGUAGUUAACUAUAUAGGGGACAGGGGGACAUUUAGGAGACAGUCUAACUCUCAAUUUCUGUCAACAGUUUAUUAUUGGACCGCUGAUCUAAAAUGUGAUUCUGGAUGAAAACCUUAAUCUCUUCUUCUAUGCCUUGGCUCUUAAUGUUGCACAUUUCUCUCAUGAAUGGAAUAUGUAACAAGCAAUACAGUUUAUAAUAAAUCAAAUAAAAAGUGCUUUUUUCAA
This is a messenger RNA of Oncorhynchus nerka (sockeye salmon), 5736 nucleotides long. It is a transcript of the gene ctnnd1, whose product is annotated as catenin (cadherin-associated protein), delta 1. The transcript has 24 exons. Gene Ontology annotation, cellular component: nucleus; cytoplasm; plasma membrane. NCBI's taxonomy places the organism in Eukaryota, Metazoa, Chordata, Actinopteri, Salmoniformes, Salmonidae. Gene Ontology annotation, molecular function: cadherin binding. Gene Ontology annotation, biological process: cell-cell adhesion; cell-cell junction assembly. The record is from RefSeq and is a predicted model, not a curated record. Bases 364 to 3150 code for a protein of 928 amino acids.